This is a messenger RNA of Dimorphilus gyrociliatus, 1846 nucleotides long. NCBI's taxonomy places the organism in Eukaryota, Metazoa, Annelida, Polychaeta, Dinophilidae. The record is from the annotation of a GenBank genome assembly.
AAUGCGUUCGUUAAAAGAGAGAGUGUACACGUUUAUGUUUCCAUCAAAUAUUGUCCUUCUUAUCCAGAGACCACCGGAUUUGAGGUUGGUGAGAUCUACGACGUCAUCGUUGGUUACUUCGAGUUCCUUGCCACCUCCACCCCCUCGACGCGACAGCAUACCUCUAAAGAAAUUACCAGAUUAUUCUUCACCCAGCCAAGAGGUUCAGGGAGCCGUACGACAACACCUAGUCGCUUUGCUCAACGAAACAGGAGGCCAAAUGAAUGGACACGUAAACAGCGCCUUCCAACAAGAGGCAGAGGAGCUACAAGACAGAAAACCAACACCGAGCUAUAGACAUCCACCUCAGUAUAGCCCAGCCUUGCCACCCAGAAUGUCUCGACCACCAUCAGUUCAAACAAAUUCAAAUAAUCCUAAUAAUCAAAACGACAGCAAUAACGAUGAUCUUCGAAAUGUCUGCAAUAAGUUAUAUAAUAGGGGAAGUUAUACUCAAUCGAGAUUUGAACAAAAUCAACAAAUGCCCUCAAAAACCCCUCCAACAGUUUAUUCGCAGCAUCCACCGAGGACUCCUCCUCCUGGUCAGAGUACUUCUCCUAGUAGAAAUUCUCAAUCCGAUAGUCCCGGAGGGCAUCAGGUGAAAGCAUACAUGAGACAACCUUACGCAGGAACGCCUAUACCAGUACAACAAACUCAGAGAGUUGAAAGGCCACCGUCAAGGCCUCCCCCAGAUAUGCAUUACAACAGGCACCCGCCUCCUUCUCCCAAACGUGAAGAUCUAGUUCGCUCACCCCCAUCUGAGUUACCAAUACAGCAUCGACCAGUUUCUCCGGCCAAAUCACCGCAGUUGAGAAAAAAUAUCAUUCGAUCAAACUUCAACGGGUUACCUGAAAGUCGGGUGGACAGCCGACCAAGUAAUAAUAAAUGGAGGUCGCCUGCUACUGGUUCUAGAGAAAAUUCAUUGACUAGAGCUCAACCACUUAAUAGAGGUCCUCUGCAUAAAGCUCAAAAUGAUGAUAUCGACUCUUCCCGGUCAGUAACACCUCCGCUUCCCGCUUUGUCGUCCAACACACCACCGUUGACACCACCGCCAGGCUCUACACCUCCAGAGACUCCUGAGAUACCAGUUAUACGAAGAGCUCGAGAUGACAGAGACCUUAAAAAGCAGGUGAAAGGUUUGGAACAGAUGUACGGCCAAUUGCUUAGGCACGUAGAUUCGAGGAGGUCGUUGAGUUCCGCCUCAUCAGUUAGCGGCAGGAAAGGAGGUAGAGGUCACCAUCGUAGAGCAGGACAUUCCGCUUCCUCACAUCAGUUCAAGCAUAUUAAUAAAAGGUUCACACGUCUUGAAUCUCACGUAGUCACUUUGGCAAGAAGCGUCGCUCAUCUUUCAUCAGAGAUGAGAGCGCAUAGUGCCCUCUAUCGUGAUAUGGAAUCAAUUAAGAGCGAUCUUGUCGAAGUAAAAAAACAGAGACACGCUCACACAAACGCCAAAUAUCCUCAACAAAGUCAUGCUAAUACCCCAAACAAUAAUUCUUAUAACCAACCGGAAGUUAACGAUUGGAACAGAUUUCGAGGGUGGGUACCAACCAUGACAAACCCAAAGAGAGUUGACAAACUAACCAAAUUUUUUGGUGAAGAGCCGCCAUUACUCAAGUUAUUUUUAAAGAAUUUGGGCUACGAGAAAUACAUUGAAAACUUUUCCAAAGAAGGUAUAGGAAUGUUAGAGUUACCAUACAUGACGGAAGAAAGACUAAGUAAGAUAGGAAUACCUAUGGGUCCUCGAAUUCGUAUAUUACAAGAAGCCCAAAUGCGCUUUAGACACGAUAAUUUUGAUAUAUACAUUGUUUAA